GUGUGGAGCAGGCAAAAAGCCACUGGGGGAAGCCAGUCCUGAUCAGUGCCGUCUGGCUCCAGCUCCUGAUCCUGUGCGGAGCAACAGCCGCGGUCGCAGUCUCCGCCACCGCCUCCGCCUCCAUCGUCGUCGGGGGAGGGGCCAGCCGGACCCCGGGGUCACAGCCGAGGAAUGAGGAGAGGCGGCCGGGCCCCGCGCUCCGCCCCGGCCUAGGGCCUUGCCCCGGGAGCCGCGAGGGUGGAGGCCUGAAUUUUGAUCUAUGUCCACCCUACCUCAGCUGCCUGAAAGUACUUAAUGAGCACAUGACCCUGGACAUGGAUGCUGUCCUGUCAGAUUUUGUCCGUUCCACAGGCGCAGAGCCUGGGCUGGCCCGAGAUCUCCUGGAAGGAAAGAAUUGGGACGUGAGUGCCGCCCUCAGUGAUUUUGAACAGCUACGUCAAGUCCAUGCUGGGAACCUGCCCCCACCCUUUAGUGAAGGGAGUGGUGGCUCCAGGACCCCUGAAAAGGGGUUUUCGGAUAGAGAGUCUGCCCGCCCUCCCCGACCCACCCUGCAGCGGCAGGAUGACAUCGUUCAAGAAAAACGCCUGUCUAGGGGCAUCUCCCACGCCAGCUCCAGCAUUGUUUCCCUGGCCCGGUCCCAUGUCUCCUCCAAUGGUGGGGGUGGGGGGAGCAGUGAGCACCCCCUGGAAAUGCCCAUCUGUGCCUUCCAGCUUCCAGAUCUCACUGUGUACAAUGAAGACUUCCGCAGCUUCAUAGAGAGAGACCUUAUUGAACAGUCCAUGCUGGUUGCCUUGGAACAGGCAGGGCGUUUGAACUGGUGGGUGAGUGUGGACCCUACCUGCCAGAGGCUGCUUCCUUUGGCAACUACUGGGGAUGGAAACUGCCUCCUGCAUGCAGCCUCUCUGGGCAUGUGGGGUUUCCAUGAUCGGGACUUGAUGCUGCGGAAAGCUUUGUAUGCGCUGAUGGAGAAAGGGGCCGAGAAGGAAGCAUUAAAGCGGCGCUGGAGGUGGCAGCAAACACAGCAGAAUAAAGAGUCAGGCCUCGUGUACACAGAGGAUGAAUGGCAGAAGGAAUGGAAUGAGCUGAUCAAGCUUGCCUCGAGUGAACCCCGCAUGCAUCUAGGUUCCAAUGGAGCCAACUGUGGUGGGGUGGAGAGUUCAGAGGAGCCUGUAUAUGAGAGCCUAGAAGAAUUCCACGUCUUUGUCCUCGCCCAUGUGCUUAGGAGGCCCAUAGUCGUCGUGGCCGACACCAUGCUGAGGGACUCUGGUGGGGAAGCGUUCGCCCCUAUUCCCUUUGGGGGAAUCUAUCUGCCCUUGGAGGUCCCAGCCAGCCAGUGUCACCGCUCCCCUCUGGUGCUCGCCUACGAUCAAGCCCACUUUUCUGCACUUGUGUCCAUGGAGCAGAAGGAGAAUGCCAAGGAACAAGCUGUGAUCCCACUUACAGAUUCAGAGCAUAAGCUGCUGCCCUUGCACUUUGCUGUGGACCCUGGAAAGGGCUGGGAGUGGGGCAAAGAUGACAAUGACAACGUCCGAUUGGCCAGUGUAAUCCUAUCCCUAGAGGUCAAAUUGCAUCUGCUGCAUGGCUACAUGAAUGUGAAGUGGAUCCCAGUGUCCUCUGAUGCACAGGCUCCCCUGGCACAACCUGAGUCCCCCACAGCCUCAGCUGGAGAUGAGCCCCGGUCCACUCCUGAGUCUGGGGAAUCAGACAAGGAGUCGGUUGGCAGCAGUUCUACAAGCAAUGAGGGCAGCAAGCGGAAAGAGAAGUCAAAGCGAGGUCGGGAGAAAGACAAGAAGAGAGCAGAUUCUGUGGCCAACAAACUGGGCAGCUUUGGCAAAACUUUGGGCAGCAAGCUCAAAAAGAACAUGGGAGGCCUGAUGCCCAGCAAGGGCUCGAAGCCCGGAGGGGUGGGAACGGGGUCGGGGGUAAGCAGCGGCACCGAGACCCUGGAGAAGAAGAAGAAGAACUCACUGAAGAGCUGGAAGGGUGGCAAGGAGGAGGCAGCGGGGGAUGGGCCCGUGUCUGAGAAGCCCACGUCUGAGUCUGUUGGUAAUGGAGGGAGCAAGUAUAGCCAGGAAGUGAUGCAGAGCUUGAGCAUUAUGAGGAUUGCCAUGCAAGGGGAGGGGAAGUUUAUUUUUGUUGGAACCCUGAAGAUGGGUCACCGUCAUCAGUAUCAGGAGGAGAUGAUCCAGCGCUACCUUUCUGAUGCUGAGGAGAGAUUCCUGGCCGAGCAGAAGCAGAAGGAGGCAGAGAGGAAGAUCCUGAAUGGAGGGGUGGGGAGUGGGCCUCCUCCAGCCAAAAAGCCAGAGCCAGAUGGCGGGGAGGAGUUGCUGACUGCCCCCCCAGCAGAGUCCAAGGCAGUGGCAUUCCCUGCUGGCUACCCUGGGGGCUUUACUGUCCCGAGGCCUGCUGGGGCUGGAGCCCACUGCCAGGAACCCCGGAGGCAGCUGGCAGGGGGGCCCUGGGGGGGGGGCCUACCACCCUAUGCCACCUUCCCCAGACAGUGUCCUCCAGGGCGGCCCUACCCCCAUCGGGACUGCAUCCCGUCUCUGGAGCCAGGCAGUCACCCCAAGGAUGGCCUUCACAGGGGUGCGUUGUUAGCACCCCCAUUCCGUGUGGCUGACUCCUACAGCAACGGCUUCAGAGAGCCCCCUGAGCCAGAUGGAUGGGCUGGAGGGCCCCGGGGGCUUCCUCCAACCCAGACCAAAUGCAAACAGCCGAACUGCAGCUUCUAUGGACACCCUGAGACAAACAACUUCUGCUCCUGCUGUUACAGGGAAGAACUGAGGAGGAGGGAGCGCGAACCGGGUGGGGAGCUGCUGGUGCACAGGUUCUGAGCGGGGGGGGGGAGCCUUGGAGGGCAAGGGGGGCUAAACAAAGAGAGUUAAGCUCAGCUCAUUGGCUUAUCAAGACCCAGCCCCCAUGCGGAUGGGGCAAAUGCAGUAAUGUCAGUGGGAGCCUGGCCAGGAACUUCUGAAGUGUAUGUGCGCGCUGGAGAGCUGCCAGGCUGGCAAGAGCAGGUCGGGGCUGGGUGGUGCCUGGAGGGCCGCGCAAGCCCUUCGUCAAUCUUGCUGGGACUGAGGAGGUACAAGGGGGAAAGAUGGUGAUUUUGUCUCAUAACUACUUGGGUACACCCCAGAAUCUCGUGGAAAUGAGGGGAAGGUUUAGUGUGUGGGGGUGGGGAGGUGGGCAGAAGUCUGGGGCAGGAGCAGGCAAAGGAGGUUCUCAGUCAAUAAAAGAAAAACCAGACCAAAGUUCUUGUAGGUUGGAAAAAAGCACAUGACAGUGGAGUUGGGAGUGUGGAGGGAAACUGGGGAAUUAGAUUUGCUGUUGAUUUGAAUUAAGGUAGAAAUUAGGGUUGGCCAAAUUCUUCCUCCUGAAGGAUCUGGAAAGACAAGGCAGUAAUGUGUCCUCACAGGUGCUUAUUAGGAGGGGGUUGGUUUAAAUCUGCUUACUGAGAUGGGAAAGGGAAGAACUUACAAGGGGAAUCCUUUUCCUCUCAAGUUUUAUUUCUUCUAAACAGCCAUUUGUCAUCCGUUCUGGUUCGAGAGGAGAUUGCUGAUUGCCCCGGAUCUUUUCCUCAUC
This is a messenger RNA of Odobenus rosmarus divergens (Pacific walrus), 3582 nucleotides long. It is a transcript of the gene OTUD7B, whose product is annotated as OTU domain containing 7B. The transcript is spliced from 12 exons. The coding region runs from base 303 to 2834 and encodes 843 amino acids. Gene Ontology annotation, biological process: protein K63-linked deubiquitination; protein K11-linked deubiquitination; protein K48-linked deubiquitination. NCBI's taxonomy places the organism in Eukaryota, Metazoa, Chordata, Mammalia, Carnivora, Odobenidae. Gene Ontology annotation, cellular component: nucleus; cytoplasm. Gene Ontology annotation, molecular function: cysteine-type deubiquitinase activity; K63-linked polyubiquitin modification-dependent protein binding; DNA binding. The record is from RefSeq and is a predicted model, not a curated record.